Caenorhabditis briggsae is the source of this 927-nucleotide messenger RNA. The record is from RefSeq and is a predicted model, not a curated record. The coding region runs from base 1 to 927 and encodes 308 amino acids. The transcript has 5 exons. NCBI's taxonomy places the organism in Eukaryota, Metazoa, Nematoda, Chromadorea, Rhabditida, Rhabditidae.
AUGUACGUUGGGCGAGCCCUUCAGAAGGCCAGUCUACUGACGGACCUGGAUAAGGCAAUACCCUCAACAUCAUCAUUUUUGGAUUGGAUUUUAUCACCACCAUAUGAAAAUGAGACUGGAGAACACAAUUCGACAGAUGUAUUGUGUGCGAAUUGUAUUGGUCAGAAAAAUGUGAUUGCAUGCGUUCGUUCAAGUGUUAUAGCUGUUCUGGGUCUAUCAUUCGAAUGGCUCAUUGGAUGGAAUCUUCAAAUCUCGCUCUUCCUCUCCUACACCAAAGCAAUUUGCCUCCUCAUCGUCUGCUACUUCUAUCUCGACAUUGCCUCAUCCAUGAUGCAUUGGAGUUCCACAGCUGGCAAACGUCUCUGCUUCGUGGCCCUGUUCCUCAUGUUCUCCUAUUUCACCGCUUUCCUAAUCAUGGGAUAUGUUCUAUCUUCCAUAGAACCUCGAUUAGAUUGUAGAGCACCGUAUUGGAUAUGGUUCUCCACUGGACAGUUUCUCAUUGUUCAAUUCACACUGGUCUCGUUUUUAAUGAUCUUCCAACGGAUGAAUCGAAUUUCGGCGCCAAUUCAAAUGAGAUCAGCUCAAAAGAGAGAUCUUCAUGUGCUGAUGUGGGCAUUCCAAACUGCCACUUUUGUAGAUCUAGCAUAUCAUAUUUCCAUGUUUAUGCUGGCUGAUGAGAGAACGGCUAAUAUCUGGGCAAUUCUCUACGUCUUCCGAUCCAGAACAAAGCCAAGAUCAGACACAGACGAUGAUUCUGUGGAGUCCUCCACUGUCAACUCCUGGUCUUCCAGUCAUUCCAGAAACAAUGUUCGAAUCGCUGACGUCAUCACUGUAAGAAACUGGAGACGUCGGUAUCGUCCGCUUACACAGCCUUCUGCUUCCGAAAGGCCCGUUCUUCAUUCUCAUGGAGACAGAAUCGAGCGAUGA